This is a messenger RNA of Microplitis demolitor, 903 nucleotides long. RefSeq names its product histone H3. Gene Ontology annotation, molecular function: protein heterodimerization activity; DNA binding; structural constituent of chromatin. The transcript has a single exon. Lineage: Eukaryota; Metazoa; Arthropoda; Insecta; Hymenoptera; Braconidae. The record is from RefSeq and is a predicted model, not a curated record. Bases 34 to 444 code for a protein of 136 amino acids. Gene Ontology annotation, cellular component: nucleosome.
CGUAUCGUUACGUCAAUUCUCUCUUAACUUGCAAUGGCUCGUACUAAGCAAACUGCGCGUAAGUCGACCGGUGGAAAGGCUCCACGUAAACAACUCGCUACCAAAGCUGCUCGUAAGAGUGCGCCAGCAACCGGAGGAGUCAAGAAGCCUCAUCGUUACCGUCCAGGCACAGUAGCUCUCCGUGAAAUUCGUCGCUACCAAAAGAGCACGGAACUUCUCAUCCGUAAACUACCAUUCCAACGUCUGGUUCGUGAAAUCGCUCAAGAUUUCAAAACUGAUCUUCGAUUCCAGAGCUCAGCUGUGAUGGCUCUCCAGGAAGCCAGCGAAGCCUACUUAGUUGGUCUCUUUGAAGACACCAACCUCUGUGCCAUCCACGCCAAACGUGUAACCAUCAUGCCCAAGGACAUCCAGUUGGCUCGUCGUAUCCGAGGAGAACGUGCUUAAGUUGCCUCAACAUCCAAACAUACAAAACCAAACGGCCCUUUUCAGGGCCAUCAAAUUUUUUAAACAAAGAAAACUUAACUCGUUCAUUUAUUUCAAUGACUAAAUUUAAUAUACAAUUACCACAUUCAUCCUUAUUUACCCAACCUACUUGACUGCCUUCAAAAUUUAGCCGACUCAUCAGGAAUUUUUAAUUAAUUAUAAUUAAAAUAACCAAUUAUAAGAAUCCUUUCCUUUCGCAACUUUUCUAAUUUCAAUGAGUUGAAGACCACCUUUUUUCUGUUAAGGCCAUUCUCCAAGGGUGCCCCCCACUUUUUUCCAAAAAAUGCGGCGCCGCCUGGUGGCCGGCAGCCGCACUAAAAAAUACUAGAGCUGCAAAACUUCACAAUUAAAUUAAAAUUAUUUAGAAUAAGCAGAUGCAAAAAAUGUAAAUUUUAUAAUGAAUAAAAAUAAUUAAGAUUA